AUGAUGGAUGGAAUUUCACCGAAAUCUGCUCAGUUGGGUUUGGAUGCGGCCUCUUCACCACUCCCCGGUGAAGAACGAACAUUUUUAAUGCAGUCCCCACAGCGCAGUGCGACCGCAGCUUCUUACCACUUGUACCAUGGCCGCGCCAACGCAGCGGAGGCGGCGCCAUACCUCGUCGCGACACAAAGUCAUGCUUAUAUGAACUUGCCGCCUGCCAUUGAUGUGGAAACGGUUGAAGAGGCCAAGGCCAUGUUGGAGCAUUGGGAGGCAUGGAACUUUCAUAUUCAACAGCAACUGCAGCUUAACAGUAAACCAUCAUCCAUGAACAAGAUGGGCGACCAUGCGCCUGCUCUCGCUGCGGAUUCCCUUUACUCCCCGGCGUACCAUCUAACAGGAACAAAUGCUGAGACAAUUGUUGGCAAUUCACUUUGCAACAAUAUGACCGCAGAGCAUUCACAUCUUCACAAUGAGUUAAAGGUGGAGUUGGGACCCGCUGCAAGAGUGAUGAAGGCUUCAAAGCAUCCAUUUUCUGUUGCCACACGCACAACCGUUGCUACAGCUCAACGCAUGGUUCGACCCGAGUCGACUCGCCGCAGCCGUGCACUGCUAAUAAAAAGGGCGCUGGAGCUGGUGGGGAAGCCCCUGGGCCGCGCGGGCAGUGACGGCAACAACGGCGUGGAUAACUUUGAGCAGCCAUCAGCGGUGAAGCAGGCAUCCAAAGAUCGGGCUGACGUCGAAUCCCAGGCAAACUUGGAGGAUUCACUCACAGAAGCGGGGACUUUAGUAGAUUCCAAUUUAGAGGAAAUGAAGAUAAAGUCCGAUCCACUUGCUCUAGUGUGGCGACUGCAGCGGCGUCUUAGGGAGGAGACAUGGCGAUCGGCAACGGACUCACUGGCACACUUGGAAGCGAGUAACGGCGGCUCUAAGAAGGAUAAUGACAAAUUGUUGGCGUGGCCGGAACCCCCAUCCCGCCUGCAUCGGGAAUUGAGCCAUUACGAGGAACUUGGAAAAUUCAUUAGUUUGGUGCCCCUUGACUCGUUAUCUGUCACAGCACGCGGAAAAAUGCAAGGCGAGGAUAAUCACUCUAUGUGGCUCUCUCAAAUUCAUGCUAGUCCAAAAGGUGCGGUGAUAAGUAGAGGGGAGGAAUACGCUCAGCAGCCUGAGGAAAAUAAGGAAACUGUUAAUGAUGAAAGUUCUUCAGAUGAUUCUCCACCACGUGGCUUUCCAACAGUACUUUUGAGACAGAGUGCCGUGGCUAUUCUUCCUACGCUUCAAACAGCAGUAGGUGAUUUGGAUUCCGAAAGCGGUGACUCUGUGGCGGAGGUGACACGUGAAUUUCUAGAGGCAACAAGAAGUCGAGAUGAUACGUAUGGGGAACUUGAAGAGGUGGUUGGUAAGGCUGAGCACUCUGGGCCUUCCGUGAGAACGGCUACGCAGUCAGAAGAAUUUGGUGAGGUGAAAUCGAUGGCUGUAGAAGAUGAGAAAGAGUGCACAACAACUUUAACGGAUGCAGCUUUUGUUGCAAAGGGGGAGGAAAGUGAGGAGGAUGCACUGGAAACAUCCGGGAAAGAUGAGAAGGAAGGGAUUAUGUUGCUUGCCAACGAUAAGGGCCAACAUAUUUCUGAAAAAGGGGCUGCGAGCCAGAGCGAAUGCAAAAACUCUUCAAUGGUUUCUGAAGACUUACAGAAUGGUUGCAUUACUAAUUUUGAUGACAUUUGUGCCAUGCGUGAGUUAAAAGCCGAGGAAUAUACGAACCGCAUUUCUCUCGUUAUGGAAGAGAGUUUGCAAAUGAGUGAACUCUGCAUUUUGAGUCGUUCAGUGGCGAUGAAAUUUGCAAAAGGAUCUUGUGCUGAUUUUAGGCAUAACUCCGUGAAGGAAGAAAAGUCCGUUUCGGCGUCCAUUAUAGGAACGGAAGAUGUUUUGGGAAAUGGAAAUGAAAUGGCUAGUAAAAUGAUGCCACAGCGGUGGAUUGAAAGAAUUUUGUUUAGCCCUCAUUUUUACCAGUCACGUCCUCGACGCUGGCGCUCCAAAAGACGAAGGGGAAAAGUCCGCUCCCGAUGUUUGACAGGCCUUCAAAAGAACUCUGGGGACAUUGAAAAGAAGUUGCAGGCAGAAACCUUGAAGAAGUGCUUGAAUGAGGCACUGAGUGCAGUGCAGGAGGCCCGUGUGGAGAUCAACACCGAAGCGCAACGUUUCUCUAAGGAGAAAGCUGAGAUGGAGGAAUCCUUUAUGGAGCUCCAGGAAAAUUUAGCGGCGAAGGAUCAAACCAUUAAUACCCUCCACUCCUCAAUUCAGGAUUCGCAUUUGGUCAUUGACCAGCUCAAACGGCGAAUUGAUGGGAAUGCGAGGGAAUCUGCAGCUAUUGAAAAAAUUAUACAGGUGACAGUCGCAGAACUCCGCGUUGCGAACGACGCAUUGGAAUCCGCAGCAGAAAAACACGAGAAUGCAUUGCGUGCUCAGGCAGAGUUAUUUGGAGCACGAUUGUGUGAGACAAUGAUUCUGCUGCAGGAGGCGCGUAAAAAGUCGGAGGAGGAACUUCAUUGUGAGAGGGAUAAAUUUGUCGCUUUGGAGCGUGCGGCGAACGUCCGCCUGACGGAACUGCAAAGCAAGUUAUUGGAAUCAACUGCAACAGAGCAACGAGCAUUGAGACUUGCAGCGGCACUGGAGCGGGCAUUGUUGCUAGCCAAGAGCUCUGUCGAGAAACACGUCGCGGAAAAGAAAUUGAUUUCCCUUGAACUGUUUGAUGUGGAGGAACGUCUCUGGAGCGCGCGGGGACAAACCGCUGCAGCUGUGGCGGUCAUAGGUCGAUGCGUACUUAUUUCACUUAUCCAGCGUUGCUUCAGUAGAUGGAUGCGCAAGUGUCGUGAGUCAAAAUGCCGCACGCUGGAGCGUGUGCAGCGCGAAAACAACGAGCGGCGACGUGAGUUGAUAUUGUGGUGUGACCACGUUUGCUUCCCGGAUAUCGCCGCUGUGCCGGUGCGACGCACCAGGCAACCAGUGAUAUCGUCUAACGUUUCAUGUGAGAAAGCGCCUGUGUCUCUCACUGCCGUCGCGGGGGCACGGGCAAAGCGCAUUGGAUCGGCUCCCGCCGUUGCCAUGGAAGCAUCGGAGCCGCGUAUUUCAGGAGAGACGCUUCCUCGUUUUUGCGAUGUCACCAAACAAAUGGCACAUGAGCGGCAGCGAGCGGCGGCGCUUUUAGCGGAACGGGAUGCCUUGCGCGACGCACUCCGGGAAAGCAGUGCCGCGAAUAGUGAGUUACUUCACCAAUUGGAGGUGACCCUGCGUGGUAGCACAGCUCCACAAUAA
Messenger RNA from Trypanosoma cruzi, 3306 nucleotides. RefSeq lists its product as uncharacterized. Lineage: Eukaryota; Euglenozoa; Kinetoplastea; Trypanosomatida; Trypanosomatidae. The record is from RefSeq and is a predicted model, not a curated record. The coding region runs from base 1 to 3306 and encodes 1101 amino acids. The transcript has a single exon.